GCAACGCGGCUCCUUGGCGACGGCGGCAGCGUGAGGGCCGCGGUCGGCCCGGCGGCAGCCUCAAGCGAGGGGUGUAAGGCGGGAGCGGACGGAGGAUGGCGGCCCAGGAGAGCGUGUAUAACCUCCUGCCUCGGCUGGAGGAGAAGCCCGUCAAACCGCCCAGGUAUAUAUCGACAUUUAGGCCGUCUGUGAAGCUUGAAAUAGAACGAAGUAAAGCACAGUGGAAAACUAUGGGGCCAGCAAAAGUUGCGGUGCCAUCUCCAACAAACUUUCUGAAGAAACACUCCAAGGAACCCACUUUACCAGCAAGAAAAAAAGAACAGGAGAGUAGGAAACUGCCUGCAUUAUCAGUACCACGGAGGACAGAUCGCCCAGUUAUGGGAAUUCAGAGUAAAAAGAAUUUUAUAAAAACAAAUGCAGUUGCUGCUAUCACAGGAUUGCCUAAAAAGCCUCAACAUAUUUAUGUUGAUAGAAGACAGGGAGACAAAUACUUGCUUGAAACUUCAGGACUUGUUCCAAAAUAUAUUAAGAAAAAGGAUUAUGGUGUUACACCAAAAUAUGUAACCCAGAGAAGAGAAGAAAUGAAGAAAGCUCAGAAAGAAUAUGAAAACAAUGUUUUGGAGUAUCUCAAGAAAAAAGCCAUGAAACAGCUAUCUGAUGAAGAGAGAGAAUGUCUACUGCAGGGGCUGAAAAAGAAGUGGGAGGAAGUGUAUAACGAAUUUCAGUGUCUUUCAGUAGAAAUAGACACUAUACCCAAGCAGCUGUAUAAAGGAAAGCUGGAAUCACAGAUGAAGCAACUGGAGCAUGACAUAGAUGUAAUUGAGAAGCACAAAGUUAUCUACAUUGCAAAUGAGUAAGGACUGUUUUUCAGACAUUGCCUCUUUCUCUACCCUUGUCCAUCCAAGAAAAAAAACCCAAAGCUCAAAAGAAGUUGAAAUUAUUCAGAAGGAAAUAUUCAAGUAAUAGAAAUAUGCAGCUUCUUAGUUAUUUGUAACAGCUUCUCUAAUUCUCAACUGUACAACUCAUUUUUUUCAAAUAAACUUAAUAUAACUUUAUAUGAACAUGAAUUUAAUCUAUUAUUUUUUGUAAUUUUUAUUGACAACUAAAAUGCCUCUAAACAUCAGGCAUAAAAAAAUACUGUUCUGUAUUGUAUGUAUACUGUAUGUUUGAGGCACUUCUUUCCUUACACAGCCCAAACUAGGUGGAAUAAUUGUCUGCUGAAGACACCUUGGUAAACAUUCGGAGUGGGGUGGCUUCUGCUCUGGUCAAUAAAGAGCUGUUGCAUUUUACUUAAAUGCUUGAAUGAUUAUAUUUCUAAACAGUUUGGUUUCUACACAACGUUUUGUUUAUGUAAAAAUAAUGUGAUAAUACUGUAUUAAAUCUACAACUCAAGUAGAAAAUUGUGCUUUAAUUGCUACUGUAUGUGUAACGUUAGAAUGAAAACAAUAUACAAGCACCUGAGUUGUGUAGAUAGAAAUGAUACAGGAUUGCAUAGUGUACUGCAUCUGUUUCCAUGAAAAGGAAAAAUUCUAUUCUUUCCUACUGGUUAACCUUUGCUUCCAGACACAGCUUUUUCUAUCUUAUAUCAAUUAUUUCCAUCAGCAGCUGUUGUGAGAUCUUUAUAAGUGACAUCAGCACAGGAUGAAGUCAAGAAUUUCAAUUGAACUUCUAAAAGCCAAAUUUUAAGCCUGUCUGGAAAGGGCUUUGAAGAUUUAAUGGUGAUUCUAGGUUACAUUUCUUGUGCAUCUUAAGCUUGUCUUUGCAUCCGCUAGGGGAGCUUGAGAGACAGAUGUCUAUUUUGUUGUUUCUCACUUACAGGAAAGCAAUAAUGUUUACUUUUGAAAAACAAAAAAUGUGGGAUAAAACUCUUUUCAUGAAUAUGAAUUUCGUUUACUGCUUACUCGUGAUUUAUACAGUAUAGUUCAAGAGCACCACUGUAAUCACUUAAUAACAUGCCACUUUAUCUGCUAAUGAAGUACAGGGCGCCUUUCUUAAAAAAUGCUGUACAACCAAACAUGACUGUUAGUUUUGACUUCAAAACAGCAUGCAUUCCCACUGCAUCAUUCUCAGUUUUAAGUAGGCCAUUUGACUGAACUAGGCUGAAGAUCUGGAUUUGGGUCUUUGUUUUAUCAUCAGUGCUAUCUUAAAAUGCAGAGUUGGAGUCUGCAUAUCCCAAAAGUGAGGAAAAGCAAGUUAGUGUGCAGACCUGAGAGCAGAAUUUCUGUUGCUAAUGGAAGUUAUAAUGUUCUUCAGUUAUAAAACAUUUUUAACUGUCUUCUUAGUUUAAAACAAAAUAAAACAAAAACCUAUUAUAUAGAAACACGUCAUUUCACACAUUUCUUAACAUUUCAACAUAACAUUACAGUGCCUUUUGUUACUUUGUUUUUACUUAUAGUUCAAUUAGUUUUCUUCAGCCGAAGUUUCAGACCUCCUUCAUCUUUAUGGCAUUCUGGCCAUUAUGGCAACACAAGCUGGAGGUUUUUUCUGAACAGCUAAGCAAUAUGUAAUUUAAUGUAACUAAGAAAUUGUGUGUAAUAAAUAUGCAGUUCAAAAUUA
This is a messenger RNA of Tympanuchus pallidicinctus (lesser prairie-chicken), 2556 nucleotides long. RefSeq names its product enkurin, TRPC channel interacting protein (gene ENKUR). The record is from RefSeq and is a predicted model, not a curated record. Gene Ontology annotation, molecular function: calmodulin binding. The transcript has 5 exons. The coding region runs from base 96 to 857 and encodes 253 amino acids. Lineage: Eukaryota; Metazoa; Chordata; Aves; Galliformes; Phasianidae. Gene Ontology annotation, cellular component: acrosomal vesicle.